GCGGUUGUUUUGACGGUGUCAAUCGGUUCGUUUUACUUUUGCAGCAGCUGGUUCCGAGGACUGAUUGUGACCUCCGUGAAGCGGUGUACCUUCUGGAACAAACCUGUGCGGUGCAGAACGCCAUUGCAGCCAUGACCAUCGUGCGGCGUCGUAAUUUGAUCCGCUGAAGAUAUCUAGGUCAACCAGGCAGGGGGGAGGGCCCAACUAGCCCGGCGCAAGGUCGUCAACAUGGUGAUCACGUCUACGAACAAGAUGUUUCUGCUGACCUUUGUCCUGUUUGUCCUGUGUGUGGUUCUGUUCUUCGUUCUGGUGUCCCUUCGGAAGAGCGAAAAAACAAGUCAAUGGGAGGCCUUCAUCAACCGCGGGCAGUCUCGGCUGACCGACAGUGGCGAUACCAAUCAUUGGUACUUUGUGAUAAGAGAUCUCGACAAAAUUCGGCACCUAUCGGAGGUGCGUAACAUCGAACGGGCCACGUGGAUCGAAAAGACCGCCGCGGGAUUCGUGCUGCACGGCACCGACUACGAGAUCGCGUUCGAUCGGGUGGUUCCGGGAUCGAAGCACCACCACCCGAUGCACCCCCAGCCAGAGGAGGAAGACUACACGUUGGCACUGGUCAAGCGGAAGCUGUACCCCUGGGACGUGAAAAGUAAACGAAACGACGAGAAGGGAUGAUGGAUUGUUGUGAUUACGAUUACCAGUUUGUUCAAAAUGACACUAGUGUGUAGGAUUUAGUUUAGUAUUUUGUUCAGUAUGUAGCUGAAAUCAUUUUUUAUUUACCUCGUGAUGAUGUACAACUUUUGCCUCAGUUUUUUUUU
Messenger RNA from Culex pipiens pallens (northern house mosquito), 815 nucleotides. RefSeq lists its product as uncharacterized. Lineage: Eukaryota; Metazoa; Arthropoda; Insecta; Diptera; Culicidae. The coding region runs from base 229 to 672 and encodes 147 amino acids. The record is from RefSeq and is a predicted model, not a curated record. The transcript is spliced from 2 exons.